This is a messenger RNA of Oncorhynchus keta (chum salmon), 2559 nucleotides long. RefSeq names its product bcl-2-related ovarian killer protein homolog A. The transcript has 4 exons. The record is from RefSeq and is a predicted model, not a curated record. Gene Ontology annotation, cellular component: mitochondrial outer membrane. Gene Ontology annotation, molecular function: protein homodimerization activity; protein heterodimerization activity. Bases 122 to 763 code for a protein of 213 amino acids. Lineage: Eukaryota; Metazoa; Chordata; Actinopteri; Salmoniformes; Salmonidae. Gene Ontology annotation, biological process: extrinsic apoptotic signaling pathway in absence of ligand; regulation of apoptotic process; intrinsic apoptotic signaling pathway in response to DNA damage.
AAGUAGCUUUCUGGUGACAGAGAGGACCAUAAACGGCGAUCGAGGUGGAGGCGCAGGCGGAUUAGUGCCAGCGCCAGGCAGGCGGGUUGUUUGUGAUUAACUGCUGCUGGGGAACUGGGGUAUGGAGAUGUUGCGUCGCUCCUCAGUAUUCGCGGCAGAAGUGAUGGAAGUAUUUGACCGCUCCCCCACAGACAAGGAGCUGGUGUCACAGGCGAAGGCUCUAUGCAGGGACUACAUCCAUUCCAGGCUGAACAGGACCGGGAUUGGGUGGUCGAAGGCCGAGCAUCAGCUGUCGGCAUCAGGUGGGACGCUUGGAGAGAUCUCCUCUGUCCUCAUGUGGUUAGGUGAUGAGUUGGAGUACCUGCGGCCCAACAUCUACCGUAACGUAGCUCGUCAGCUGAACAUCACCGUUGCGUCUGAGAGCGUGGUGUCUGAUGCCUUCCUGGCUGUGGCUGCAGAGAUCUUCUCCACCGGUAUAACGUGGGGGAAGGUGGUGUCCCUGUAUGCGGUAGCCGGUGCCCUGGCGGUGGACUGCGUGAGGCAUGGUCACCCAGCCAUGGUCCACACCAUCGUAGACUGCAUGGGGGAGUUUGUCCGCAAGAGCCUGGUCUCCUGGUUGAAGAAGAGAGGAGGCUGGGCUGAUAUCACAAAGUGCGUGGUGAACACGGACCCCAGCUUCCGCUCCCAUUGGUUGGUGUCUGCUACCUGCGCCUGUGGACAUUACCUGAAGGCCAUGUUGUUUUACCUGCUCCGGGACAAGUGACGACGGAGGACGAGUUGAAUCACGGCCACACGAUGGACAAUCUGCCCCAUCCGUCAGUGUAGGACAGCAGAGCCUUAUCCUGGUCCCAGAUCUGUUCGAGCUCCUGACAACUCUAUUGCUGUCGUUGUCAAGCUAAACAAGUUUUUUUGUUUGUGUGUUUUACAUCAAGGAGUUUUGUCAGGACAAAAGUGAGUGACAAGGAGUUGUCAUGACAGCCCAAACAGACUGGCACUCGGCCAACCGGCGUCUGUCUGAAGAGGCAGCCAUCCCUCCUCUAGAGUUCUAGAUGUGUUGUUUGUUUACACCUGCAGACGUUUGCACUGAAUCUGCCACUGACGAGCACCUCGGGCCUCUUCACAAACAAAUUAAACAAACGCACUGGUAUUGGAACAAUCACCGUGAAUAAGCUUGUUAAGCCACGUCUGCUUUGAAUUUAGGUGUUUACGAUUUAGCUUGACAGUAUUAUUGUGACGUAUCAUGUACAGAUUGUCCAGCUGUAUUGUGAGGUAGUAGCCUAUAUACAUACUGAUCCAUAGCGUUAACAGUUGACUUGAAUGGGAAUUCCCAUUCUAGUUAUUCUAUAUCUAGAUCUCUGUUUUUCUAUAGCUCUCUCUCUCUCUUGUCACAUUCCUUGCUUUUUUUAUGCUCACAUAGACUGGUUAACUGACAACGUCACACACAGACACACACACACACACACAAAACACACGCACCCCCUUCUAAGAGGCAGAAGGACGUGUGUUGUGAUGGUCAGAUAGCUGGCAACAAUGAAAAUAAACUGCCAUGUAAGUGGCUCGUUUUGAUCUUGUUCUUGAUACCAUGUCUUGUUUUGAGGUGAUGUUACAUCUAUGCUAAUUUGACUAAUAUUUGCUAGCUAGCGGGCUAAUCAACAACUGUAACGAUGUAUUUGAGAGACAACAAGUGCUCAUUGUGCAACUUUAUUUAUGUUUUCAAUAAAUAUUUUAGAUUAAAUAUAGUUUACAUGUUGUUAACCAUCUAAGCCAACCUUGUCUGUUUUGACCCAUAGUUGUGCAUGCAUUGAUUUUGUUGCUAAGCAACCAACCCAUUAUUUACUCCUGGGCAAAUAUUCCAUUUAAAGCAAUGGAAUAUUUGAGUUUCAUUUUUGCACAUACUGUAUGUCAAGUGAAGUGUGGAUAUGGCCCGGACAGAGUGGGAGAAUCUCAAUUGCGAUUUCCCUUGAUUCCUCACGUCCCCUCUCCUCACCUACUCAAAACCCAUUGGAUGACCAAGUCAGAGAGGCGGGACCUCUGACCUUCUAGUCUAAAUGAAGCCCCUAGUAGCUGGAAAGAAGAAUGACCAGAAAAAACACAGGAAGAGACUGUUGUGAUUUUAGGAUCUCUAGAUUGAUAAUGGUCAGAUGAAUGAAAAGGAUAACGGACUUCACUAAGUGAAAUAAUGAUCAAUUCCUCAGUUUGGAUGGAAAUAUAGUUUUGAUUAUAAAGCUUGUUUGCAUGCUUCAUGUCUGGGCUUGUAAGUAAGCAUAUCACUGUAAGGGGUUUUACUCGGUUUGAUUUAUGUGACGAGUGUGUGGAUUUAUAUCAGUCCCCCAGUUAGUGUGUGUGUGUGUGUGUGUGUGGGGGGUACUGUUUUUGUAGAAUAUUGAGAUAUUAUGGAUCACUCCAUUGUCUGAAACUUAAAAUCCCAUUCAGACAUUUUUUUUUGCCUGUUUUAUUCCACAAGUUAUUUUAAUUUCAUGAAUAACUUUCACAGUAGCUUACAUAUAUUAUAUGCAACACUGAGUGUCAUUUCAGAAAAUAAAAUGUUUUAUACUUCAA